Durusdinium trenchii is the source of this 579-nucleotide messenger RNA. NCBI's taxonomy places the organism in Eukaryota, Dinophyceae, Suessiales, Symbiodiniaceae. The record is from the annotation of a GenBank genome assembly.
AUGUCUGCGUCAAUUCCAGAGAAGCGAUUUGGCUCCAAGCGACGCGUCUCUUCGACCGCCAUGGCCCGCACCAAGCAGUCGCCACGGCCGGCCAAGAGGGCCCGCUCGCGCUCGCCCUUUGGGCAGCCCGCGGAGCCUGCGGAGCCUGCGGAGCCUGCGGAGCCUGCGGAGCCUGCGGAGCCGGCUGAGGAGAUGCAAGAUGCUCAGAUCGAGGUUGGCGAGAUCGAAGAUUCGGGUGAGCCAGUGGCUGUGAAGACGAUGAGGCCGGGAGAUGGGAAGACCUUCCCGAAGCAAGGUGAUCAGCUGGUGAUGCACUAUUCUGGCAUACUUGCGUCAAAAGAGAAGCUGAAGGAGAAAGUGCCCUUUGACUCUUCAUAUUCACGAGGAAAGCCUUUCAUGUUCAGGAUUGGAGUCGGGGAGGUGAUUCGUGGCUGGGACGAGGGCAUCAUGCGAAUGUCCUUGGGCGAGAAGGCCAUGAUCAGGGUGAAAUCUGACUAUGCCUAUGGAAUGGCUGGUGCUGGGUGCAUCCCACCAAAGUCUGAUUUGAACUUUGAGGUGGAACUCCUGAAGAUUUGCUGA